Liolophura sinensis is the source of this 4863-nucleotide messenger RNA. Its product is annotated as biotin--protein ligase-like. Gene Ontology annotation, molecular function: biotin--[biotin carboxyl-carrier protein] ligase activity. Gene Ontology annotation, cellular component: cytoplasm. Gene Ontology annotation, biological process: protein modification process. The transcript has 12 exons. Bases 463 to 3063 code for a protein of 866 amino acids. Lineage: Eukaryota; Metazoa; Mollusca; Polyplacophora; Chitonida; Chitonidae. The record is from RefSeq and is a predicted model, not a curated record.
CAACUUGCCGGUCAGGAAAACAAUGAAAUACUUGUUUCAAAUGACUGUGUGAAGGCUACACUGUGUAACUCUACUUACAUUGUUAGCUUAGUGACAUAACUCCAUUGCACAAUGGGCUUAUCAACACGUUUGUCGCUUCCACUUCAAUUUUCACUUUUAAUGGGGUCACAUUGCUACACGACAAUGACAUUGUAAUAGUAUGAAUCGUGUUUUCGUUAAGUGGCGUAGCAGUGAUGGUCAGUACAUUUGUCUGCAUUGCUGGUUGGCUUUGAUAAACUUGAAUUCUGUCACACCGAAGAGACAAGAAGCAAGACUGAUUGACAUUGGCAAUGACAGAACAGUAGGCCUAUAGGCAAAUUAAAGGCGUCAGAAGUAAUACUACAAUGACUCUCCACAAACUCUGAUGUGCACAUCUCUAAUGUGAGAAGGACAGAAUUCAACCCAGAAUUGCAAGUUACAAACAUGCUCUUCACUCUUGUCUAUGCCUAUCUGAGCUUUGUUCUGAAAUGGAAGAACCGGAGGAGAAGAAUGAAAUUUUUCCGAUUGAUGCGAAGUUUGUGUCGACAUUCGAGUAUUAGUGCUAUUCAAGGCUCGGCGUAUGCUGACUCUGCCGGUGGGUCAGUGUUUCAGAGAGUGCCUAAUAAUGAGGCCUUGGAGCUGGUGACUGAGAGUGAAGGCAGAGUGGAGGUGGGACCAAAGACUGUUCUUGACUUGAAAGGCUGGACAUUAUACAUGGGGGUGUCUCCAGAGGAAGUAAAAGCAGAUGGGAAUCAAUACAUCUUGUUUGAGGCUGUUUCCAGACCUGAUCCAACUCCACCUGGCUGUUCUUUAAUGAAGGUAACUGAUUAUGGAACUCCACUAGCCUGGAAGUCCGGCCCACCCUUCAAUUUUUUGAUGCGCUGUAACCUAGACAACCUGGUCACCUUGGUGAUGGGAAUGAUUGACAGGCGACUAACGGCUGAAGAUAAUCUAGACAUUCAGUCUUUGACAACUGUACAGGUGAAAGGUCAUGCAGAUAGAUUAAUCCAGACACAUUCCCCAGCCUCUGUGUGGAAAUCCAACGCCGGUGGGGAGAUGCCGGAAGCCAAUUCUGUGGGGAGCUCUAAUGAGUCCCUUGCCUCAGUUGGGAGAGAGAGUCUUGAUCUGCAGCAGUUAUCUGCCCUUUCUGAGUCAGCAGAUAUAGAUAUGUGUGAUGAGGAAAUUCAGAAUGUUCUUGAUUCAGAGAGUGAUGAUGGGGAUUAUGCAGCUGGAGAAGCCAUGGCAGAAUUCUCAGAAGAUGCCAACUUGGAGGUUGAAGGAGCAACUAGCAAUGGCUUCCAGAGAAAUGUUGACACAGACCAUUCCAAGCCUCCAAAUAUCUUGAUAUACUGUGGCAAGAAAGACUCGUCUCGAAAGUUCGAAGGCGUUCGUCAGAUUUUUGCCCAGUGCCUUCACCCAGAGCGUUAUGUGAUAUAUCACCUAAAACAUGACCAGGUUCAUACCACACCAUGGAAAGAAAACUCUGCUCUUCUCAUCCUCUCCUCGGAGAAACUGUAUGAUGGUGUGGAUGAGGCAGUCUAUAAGUACUUCAGAAAUGGUGGAAAAGUGCUCAGUUUUUGCAGUUCUUUGGACAAUUUCAUCAUCAAACGAGAUCCCUACCAAGACUCGCCUAUGAACGUACUGCUGUUGAAUUGUGGGAAGAGAAUUAACGUGACAGUGAUUGGUGGUCGCUUUGCUUACGGACAUAUCAAAGAUGGUUUGAUGCGGCCCAAUGACAUCAGCAGCAUAGAUGUACUGGGGGUGGCGAGUGAGUUUGGGGAUAAACCUGUAAUUAUUAAAGCCAAGGCAGAACAGAAAGAUUCUGAGAAAAGUGGAGUUGCUAUUUUGUCACAGGUUUAUCUGGACAAGGACCCGGGAGAGAUGGGAAUCAGUACAAAGAUCUUUACUCUGCUGAAAGAGUCUAACCCAGCCAAAUUUGAGAUCAUCUCUGAUUUGCUAGAACAGCUGGGUAUGGACUGUACUAGAGUGUCCCUGCCUCGGCUUACCCCAGGGAUCCUCCUAGCUAAACAGAAGACGAGUAUAUCUCAUGUGCUUGAGUCCCUGUCUGCCAGGAUGAAGGAUAGAAUCAUCAGAACUCCCAAGAAGACGUUACAGUUUGUGGAAGAGGGCGGUGAAGGCGGCCAAUGGCCUGUGACAGAGGACACUUUACCUGUCUACUCCAGCCUCAGUAACUGUCCACACAAAGCCAAGUACUUCAAUGCAGACAGAUUCUUCACACACCUGAAGACAGAAUCUCUGGGUCAGGUGAUCCUCUACACUGAUGUGGUCCCCACAACCAUGACCCUUAUAGAUGGGAUGAUGUUUUCACUGCCGAGUGACGUGGGUUUGGUUGCUAUAGCUGGGCGUCAGACAAGUGGGAGAGGUCGUGGAGGCAAUGCCUGGAUCAGCCCGGUAGGAUGUGCUAUGUUUACAGCCCAUGUUCGAUUCACGGUGGAGUCCCUGUUAGGACAGAGGGCUGCCUAUUUACAACACAUCACAGCAGUGGCUGUUGUACACAGUAUCAGACAACUUAAACCUUAUCAGGAUGUUGACCUUCGCGUGAAAUGGCCUAAUGACAUUUACUUUGGGCAGAGCAUGAAGCUGGGUGGAGUUAUUGUUACCUCGUCCGUCACAAAUGGGGUCAUGCACGCCCUUGUGGGUUGUGGUUUCAAUGUUUCUAAUAGUAACCCAACGAUUUGCAUCAGUGACAUCAUUCAACAGCAUAACCAGGAGAAUGGGACAAAUUUACAGCCCUUAAGCACGGAAGAGCUAUUAGGAAGGGUGAUAACUACGAUGGAAACUUUGAUAAAUGAAUUUCAGAAGAAUGGCUGUGAGCCAUUCUGUGAUCUCUACUACAAAUACUGGCUUCACAGCGGUAGCCGAGUGAGGGUGGAGGCUGAAGACGAGCAGGAGGUGACCAUCCAGGGAUUGGACGAACACGGCUACCUAAAGGUUAUGACCUCCAGUGGAGAGCCACUCAGCCUGCAGCCCGAUGGAAACACCUUUGACAUGCUACGAAAUCUCAUCAGCAUUAAAGCCAGAUAGAAGUAAUAUCACACCUGUAUGUAACUGUAAAGGUUUGAUUUAAACAGCUCAGAUUCCAUUGUGAGGUCACAUCAACCUUGUCACCUUGACUAUACAGGUUAGUACAUCCUUGGCUGUCAUAGUCACUGUAUAUGUCUGUCUGCUGUUGUUUUGUUUAACUUUUAUAAAAAAAAGUAGUGCUUUAAAAUGUCAUACUGUAAAGCUGUGUAAAUAAAUACAGGAGAGUGCUUAUUUCCACAAAAAGUUUAAAAUCUUCUGACCAUUUCUCACCAGUCGUACUUUGCCCACAUGUAUAUAUUCAAUUUAGUACUUUCAUGAUGCCAUCGUUUGCUUUUUUUUUCAAUGACAAACACUUUUUAAUACUUAUACACCCUCGUGUGUAGAUGUGAUUUCAAAUCAGCUUUCCAAGGGGUGCAUAUUAAGGACUGGUUAUCUCCCUUGGUUUGAGAUCUUCUGUUCUACAGACUGAACAAGACAGUCUUCCUUUUUUUUUUUUUCACCAGCUUAUAUUUUCGUACGCAUUUGAAUGCCACAAACAUUAGUAGCAUUUUAUUCUUGGCACAGAAAAAAUAUAAAUGACACAGUAUAGCGAGUCAUAUUGCAAUGACAGUAUUGUGAUGGCUUCUUUUCAUUCCUAUCCACUGUAAAGAUGCAACCUGCUCAUUGUCGUGGGUUUCCCCCGGGCUCUGCGCGGUUUCCACCCACCGUAAUGCUGGCCGCCGUCGUGUAAGUGAAAUAUUCCUGAGUACGGUGUAAAAUAUCAGUCAGUUAGUCAUUCUAAAGAUGUUUCAUUUUCAAAAAGGGUUAAGAAUAGGUCAGAAAGAUUUAAGUCUACACAGAUACAGAUUUGUGCUAGGUUUGUACAAAAAUGUUUUUUCUUUUCUUUAGAUCUUUUGGGUAGAACAAUAGAAAUGAGGAUAAUCUUGAGGUCAGUUAAUUGUUCUAUAUAUUUUUUAGGUUCACCCAACAUCGAUACAUCACUGUAUCUGUAAAUUAUUAUGGUGAUAAUAAAUCUGUUUGACGGAUUUAUUAUUUUCAUUUUUGACCAGAAAUAAUAUUGAACAUUAUAUAUGUUAUAUAAUAUAUGUUAUAUAUAUAUGUUAUAUUAUAUGAAUAUUUGUUUAUUAGAUUGUUGUCUUGCUGUGAAUUUGAUAACUAUAACCAAAAUAAGAAUAUUAUUUGUAUACAUAUGAAACAAUUAUGUAAUUGUCAUACAGUGUAUGACAACACAAAGGAAUUAUUGGUUUGAUGGUUAGUUUGUUAAAAGACUGUUCUUUUGUUGUUUGUGAUGCCGUAGUUUUGUUACGAGUUCCUUCGUGUGAGUAAACAAAUUGCUUGUGGAUACAGUCUUUCUGGAUGUACAGAAACCAUACAGAUCUGUAAAACAGUCCUGUUCAUAUUUUUAAAAUGUUGGUGAAAUUUGACAGUGGAUUUUAAGUAGCAAAUAAUUUAUCAGUGUUUAAUUUGGGCCAACAUUAUAUUCGAUGAAAGAAUGCAUUGUGUGGAACAAAUAACUGUAAAAUUUGAUGAAGCUCAUUCCAUUUUGACUGAAACAGAGUAGAAUCUUUUUGUAUACACAGUUGUUUGUAACAUAGUGGUUGUUACUGUUUCUACAGAAAGCAUCAUGAGCUUCAUUAAAAGGAUUAUUAACUGAUAUAAGGUACUCCUUGCACUCAGUGUUUUGUUUUGUAACAUCUAAAGGAAUUGUUGUUCACACUGGUUUUCAUUCAGUCAUUCUCUUUCUAGGUGGAAAAAGUUGAAUGUAUGUACUGAGAGAAAAAUUUUGACUUAUUCAAUAAA